This is a messenger RNA of Knipowitschia caucasica, 1386 nucleotides long. The record is from the annotation of a GenBank genome assembly. NCBI's taxonomy places the organism in Eukaryota, Metazoa, Chordata, Actinopteri, Gobiiformes, Gobiidae.
AUGAAGGUUACAGACACCAUCAACAUGACAGAAGACACCAUCACCAUGACAGACACCAUCAACAAGCCAGACACCAUUAACAAGACAAACACCAUCAACAUGAAAGAUACCAUCAACAAGACAGACACCAUCAACAAGACAGACACCAUUAACAAGACAAACACCAUUAACAAGACAAACACCAUCAACAUGAAAGAUACCAUCAAAAAGACAAACACUAUCAACAAGACAGACACCAUCAACAUGACAGACACCAUCAACAAGACAGAUACCAUCAACAUGACAGACACAAUCAACAUGGCAGACACCAUCAACAAGACAGAUACCAUCAACAUGACAGACAUCAUCAACAAGACAGACACCAUCAACAUGACAGAUACCAUCAACAUGACAGAUACCAUCAACAUGACAGAUACCAUCAACAUGACAGACCCCAUCAACAAGACAGACACCAUCAACAAGACAGACACCAUCAACAUGACAGACACCAUCAACAUGACAGACCCCAUCAACAAGACAGACACCAUCAACAUGACAGACAUCAACAAGACAGAUACCAUCAACAUGACAGAUACCAUCAACAAGACAAACACUAUCAAUAAGACAGACACCAUCAACAAGACAGACACCAUCAACAUGGCAGACACCAUCAACAAGACAGAUACCAUCAACAUGACAGACAUCAUCAACAAGACAGACACCAUCAACAUGACAGAUACCAUCAACAUGACAGACAUCAUCAACAAGACAGACACCAUCAACAUGACAGACACCAUCAACAUGACAGAUACCAUCAACAUGACAGAUACCAUCAACAUGACAGAUACCAUCAACAUGACAGACCCCAUCAACAAGACAGACACCAUCAACAAGACAGACACCAUCAACAUGACAGACACCAUCAACAUGACAGACCCCAUCAACAAGACAGACACCAUCAACAUGACAGACAUCAACAAGACAGAUACCAUCAACAUGACAGAUACCAUCAACAAGACAAACACUAUCAAUAAGACAGACACCAUCAACAAGACAGACACCAUCAACAUGGCAGACACCAUCAACAAGACAGAUACCAUCAACAUGACAGACAUCAUCAACAAGACAGACACCAUCAACAUGACAGAUACCAUCAACAUGACAGACAUCAUCAACAAGACAGACACCAUGACAGAUACCAUCAACAUGACAGAUACCAUCAACAUGACAGAUACCAUCAACAUGACAGACCCCAUCAACAAGACAGACACCAUCAACAAGACAGACACCAUCAACAAGACAGACACCAUCAAUAAGACAGACACCAUCAACAAGACAGACACCAUCAACAUGACAGACCCAUCAACAAGACAGACACCAUCAACAAGACAGACACCAUCAACAUGA